Camelina sativa (false flax) is the source of this 1420-nucleotide messenger RNA. Lineage: Eukaryota; Viridiplantae; Streptophyta; Magnoliopsida; Brassicales; Brassicaceae. The record is from RefSeq and is a predicted model, not a curated record.
GAAAAGACAGAAUUGUCAUUUUACUAAUUUGCAUGUACUACUAUACUCUCUUUUAGAGAAUUCUAGCCCUCAUCACUCCUAACUCCUAAUUAAGGUCCAUCCUCUCCAAAGCAGUUCCACUCUUGGCUCUCGAAUGGCGGAUCCUAAUUCGGGUCUCUUCUCUCUCUCUUGUCUACUAGUCACUACGCUAGCUCUUCUCCACUACCCCACCUCCUCCGUGGCUCAGACGCUCUUCGUCUUUGGCGACGGCUACUACGACGCCGGCAACAAGCAGUUCCUCUCCGGGAACCGUGUCGACGCCAAUUCUCCCCCGUACGGAAUAUCCGUAGGAGAAGCUACUGGACGGUGGUCCGAUGGCCGUAUCGUUCCAGACUAUCUCGCUGGAUUCAUGGGUAUCCCAAGAAUCCCACCGAUCCUUCGCAGCUCUGGGGAUUUCACUCACGGAGCUAGCUUCGCUAUCGCCGGUGCCACUGUCCUUGGUUCUGCUCUCGAGACGAAUGAUAUACAGAUGACUCUGUCUCAACAAGUCAAGAAAUUCUCGCAAAACAAGAACAAAUGGACUGAUAAAGCGCUGUCAGAAGCUAUCUACUUAACCUACAUUGGCUCUGAUGAUUACUUGAACUAUGCCAAGAAUAACCCAAAUCCCUCUCAUGAUCAAAAGCAAGCCUUUGUGGAUCAAGUCAUCACUUCCAUAGAGGCAGCAAUAAAGGCUGUUCACGAGGCGGGAGGGAGGAAGUUCGCCUUCCAAAACUUACCACCGUUAGGCUGCUUGCCCAUGGUUAAACAAGAGACAGGAAACAAUAAAGACUGUGUGAAGCUGCCUUCAGAAAUGGCAGCAUUGCAUAACAACAACUUAUCGAAGCUCAUAGAGAAACUGGCACUAGAUCUUGAGAGUUUCCAGUUCUCGUUCUACGAUUUCUUCAGCUCAAUCCAGAACAGAGUUUUAGAGCCCCACACUUACAUAUUCGGGACAGGAACAGCUGCUUGUUGCGGGACAGGGCCACUAAAGGGGACAGGCUGUGCAGCCAACAACGUGUGUGUCAAUCCAAAUGGGUACGUCUUCUUCGACGGUAAGUAUUUGACACAAAAAGCGAACUUUCAGGUAGCCGAUCUGAUGUGGAAUGCAAACCCUCAAGUCAUUGAACCGAACAAUCUCCGUGAGCUUCUCGUCUUUCCUCUCGACAUACCAUUCAUCUACAAUGUCAAAAGCCUUGACCAAGUUGGUAAAGAUGGCUCCUUUGUGAUAAAAUGAGAUCGUGUGUAAUUGAAAUAAUCAAAGGCCAAGGUUGUAUAUCUUGGCACUUCUUAAGAUAAUAUACUGUUAAUGUCGGGUUGGUGGGCAAUGUAACGAAAAUAAUAAAAUUUGACGAUGAUGUCGUGCUGUCAAAAUAUUGAAGAUGGUGACGUUGUGGAACUUCUA